UCCAAAAGAUUCCACCAACCCCUGCGACACGACCAAAUAAGAAAUUUGGAGGGAAAAUUAAACUGGAAAAAGAAGCCCUAAUUGGGGGAGACUGGAGAGGGGGUUUGGUCGAUUGUUCUCUUUCAUUCCUUUGAAUUAUCAAUUUCUUCUUCAUCAUCACACUAACCAUCAGAUUAUUAUUUUUUAUUAUCAAAUUUUCGAUAUCCAUUUAUCAUCGUAUUUUUGGUUAUGCAAGAAUCAAUUUUUUCAUUGACUAACAACAACAAUAAGAGAAAUGGAGGGAAUGUUUUUUCCUCUUCUGCAAACCGCAAGCAACCGAGAAUCCUUACUCAAACAGCGUUAGUUCAUAUUCUUCCUCUCGGUCUCCCUCUGCUUUCAGCAGUCACUGGCUUGGCUCUCGAAUCGGUCUAUCUUGAACCGGAUCGUCCAUAUACAAUUGGUCGAACCAGGCGGUCCUGUGAUUUCUUCUUCGAUAAUCGCCUGGUCAGUAAGCAGCACUGCCAGAUUCUUUUUGAUAGUAAAUACCGCAGAAUUUAUAUUCUUGAUGGCGCAAUUAUGCCGAAUGGUUUUAGUUUUGGUUCUGUUGUUGAUGAAUUUAGGAGAAUGUUGCUUUAUGCUGAUGAAUUGGAAGAGGAAAAGGCGGUUAUGGAAUGUUACAGAGUUAGGAAUUCAUUGAAUGGGGUGUUUGUUAAUGAUGUUAGGAUUAGGAAAGGUAUUGUUCGGGAAUUAUGUGCUGGUGAUGAUAUUUUUCUUGUUUGUGGAAGUGAUGGGGCUUGUAGUUCGGGGAUGCGAAUUGGUUUUGUGAUCCAAGGAAUUAUUUUCAAGGAAGUUGCUUUUGGCUUUAAUGAGAAGAAAGUCGAGAGGCUGCAGUUACAUGAGACCGAGACCUCCUCGCUACACUCUCAAGGAACUGUAUCUAGUGGGAACAGAAACAAACGGGUUUUGCUUUGUAAUUUGACUAAAUGUUCUUCUAGAGUAGAACUAACGUUGGAAAGUCUUGUGCCAGUUUCUGGGGGGAAAAGAUUGUUGAGUGAAAAAAGGCCCAGCAAGGUACAGUCAACUCUCCUAAUGUGCAAAGUUAAAAGAGCAGAGGUUUCAAAUGUGUUUGGUGAAAGAGACAGUGCUGGAGUCCUUCAUGACAAUGAUGUUGCAUGUGAUCAUCACAGGUCUUCCUCAUUGAAUUCUUUGUGCAGGGAAAAUGCUACCAUCGCCGACCCGGUUAAUAAUGAAAACAGAUGUUUCAGUUCUUGUUCGUCGCCAGGGAAGAAGUUUCACCUCAACCGCCUCCGAUUUAUGGACAAAAAUUCAUCGAAGCACAGUAAUGUUGUUUCCUUGCAGGAACUUCUUCAUCCUGUUGAAAAUAUUUCGCGAAUAUUUAUUGCAACAUUCACAAGUGACAUCUUAUGGUUUCUAUCAUCCUGUGAGAUUCCUUGUCACCUUCCAGUAACAAUUGCAUGUCAUAACACAGAGAGAUGUUGGAGCACCCACCCUGAUAGGAGAAGUUCCACGCCUUAUGGAAGUUUUCCAAACUUAGUUGUUGUGUUUCCUCCAUUUACUGAGGCUGUCGCUUUUGGAAAAGACUGCAAGAAACAAGGCAUUGCUUGCCAUCAUCCAAAAUUUCUUGUUUUGCAGAGGGAAGAUAGCAUUCGUGUAAUUAUUACUUCUGCAAAUUUAGUUGCAAAACAGGUGAUACUUAAAGAUCUUUCUUUCACUUCAUGUAGUGAUCAUGUCAAGUUAAUUCUGAACUACCAACCAGAGAAUAUUACAACUUAUUGUUUCUCAUGGGCGUGUGAUGCUAAGUUUCUGGGUUUGGUUGAAGCAUCUAUAGUUGGUUUGAGCCAUUUUUUUCGCACUGCAAGAGACUCAAAUGGCGCACAGCUCAAGAAGCUGGCUUCUUUUCUUGGUAAAUCUUGUGAGAAUGGAUCCGGAAUGUUGGAGGUUGUUUUGAGAAGGAAUACCAAUGUGCCAGCUGAUCUAAAUGCUGUGAGCAUUUUUGUUCCUAACCCUGAUGAAUCCAGGGAGGCAGAUUGCGUUCAAUUAGGAUUUCUACCAAGAAAUGUUGCAAAGUGGGUUUCUCCAUUAUGGGAUGUUGGAUUCUUCAGAUUCUAUGGAUAUAUUUAUCGCAAGGAAGCCCUUGAAGCAGCUUUUGGAGGAGACAAGAAAGUACAACUGACACUACACGUAUCACAGGGCCCUUGCUUUUCAGAUUUAGCAAAGAUGAUUCAAUCACAAGAAAUUGUUGCCUUAUGCUCUCUCAUUGCUUCAAUUCAGAGGUGUACUGGAAUAUGGAGACUGCAGGAGGUUCUUAGUCAGUACAAAUGGCCUGAAUCACAAGAAUCUGAUUUUGUCUAUGGGUCGUCCUCAGUUGGGUCAGUGAAUGCCGAAUUUCUUGCUGCAUUUGCAGCCGCAGCUGGAAAGAGAUCAUUGCGACUUUUUGAAUCUGAAGAAUCUGAUCCAGAGUGGGCCUGCUGGAGUGCUAGUCAGGAGUUGAAAUCUCCAUCCAUCGGAAUCAUUUUUCCCACUAUUGAAACUGUUAAGAAUGCACAUGAUGGAGUUUUGCCUUCAAAUAAAAUUCUUUGUUUCUCAGAGAAAACAUGGCAAAGGCUGAGACACAUGAGUGUACUUCAUGAUGCAAUUCCUUGUCCCUAUGAUAGGGUUGGGUUUCCAAUGCAUGCCAAGGUGGCACGGAGGCGCUUCCAGUCCAACGUGGAUACUUCUUUUGGUUGGGUUUAUUGUGGAUCGCAUAACUUCAGUGCAGCUGCCUGGGGACGGACUCUUUCAAGUCCAUCAAGUGUGAAAGGAGGUCGAUCCUGUAAAAACUCAUCUCCUCUAGGCUCAAGGCUUCAUGUGUGCAAUUAUGAACUAGGGAUCAUAUUUGUCUUCCCACCACCGGAGGCUGUCGAUAUUUCCAACAAAAAGAGCUCGAGCUUGGAUGAUAUCAUGUUACCAUUUGUUGUUCCUCCCCCAAAAUAUGGUCCUAGUGAUAGACCAGCGACUGCACGGGCAAUGAGGGAGUUUUUAGCUGAACAAGCUGGGCAAGAUAGAGAGAGUAUUGAAGAGGCAGAAAUAAUGGAAGAUAACUUAGAUGACGAGGAGGAAGUAGUUGUGGAAGCUGAGUGCAUUGGAGAGGAAAGUCCAGAGGAGAAAGCUUAUGCUGAGAUACUCUGGAGCCAGGUUGACUUGUCUCAGAGCUGCUGACUCUGCAUAGGAGAACAAAAUACUUUCUGCCAUGGAAACAUAGUCCAUUAAUUUUAAAACUCCAGUCAGUUGGAUGUUUUCCUGCUUCAUGGUUUUUCUGAAAGAAUUUGCAUUGGUACCUACAAGCUUGAGAACACUAACAACUUGUUAUGGGCUGUGUUAAGCUUUCAGAUUCAGAAUAGACUUUACUCUGACAGAAACUAGCAAAAUCUUCACUGGAGUUUUGUGAUGUUCUCCGAGCUGAGCUGUUUGGCAUUCGCUAUGGUAUUCGGCUGUUAAAGUCUUGAGGGCUCAACAGGUCCUCAUCGAGUCUGAUUCAAGGAUCACAGUCGAAGCUUAUUUGUCGGGGCGACAUCUUGUUUCAUCCUUGUCCCACUUGGGUCCAGGAGAUCCGUCCCAGCUACUCCAUGCCAAAAUUGUAUCAAAGUGCUGACUUCAUGGCUGAUCUUGAUAAUUCUUUCCCUGGAUUACAUGAUUUUGCCUCCCCUCCUAUGGGUAAUCAGGUGUGUCUUAAUGGCUGACAGUGUGGUUAUUAGCUUCUGGUAGCCGCUACAGCUUGUAGCUUCCUGUUUCCCUCAAAAAGGAGGAAAAAAAAACUGCGACAGUGAUCUGAUUCUUUGGGUCGCACAAAUCUAUGCAAUCCCUUGUAAAUAAGAUACUACCUUAUUUCUAUUACCACCAGGAUAGAGCUCACUCAAUUUUAAAGCCCAGGCAGGAUUGAACCUAAACUAAGAAUGGAGUUAACUAAUUAAAACAGCCCAGAAAGGUUUGAACAGACUCUAUGAAUAGUGUCAUAGGAUUGCUUUC
This is a messenger RNA of Carica papaya (papaya), 4005 nucleotides long. NCBI's taxonomy places the organism in Eukaryota, Viridiplantae, Streptophyta, Magnoliopsida, Brassicales, Caricaceae. The record is from RefSeq and is a predicted model, not a curated record.